Messenger RNA from Cyanistes caeruleus (blue tit), 3696 nucleotides. RefSeq names its product trafficking protein particle complex subunit 2 (gene TRAPPC2). The record is from RefSeq and is a predicted model, not a curated record. Gene Ontology annotation, biological process: endoplasmic reticulum to Golgi vesicle-mediated transport. NCBI's taxonomy places the organism in Eukaryota, Metazoa, Chordata, Aves, Passeriformes, Paridae.
GGGCAGGGCAGNGGGGCGGACGGGGCGCGGCGCAGGGAGCGUUGUUUUGAAGAAUGUCUGGAAGUUUCUACUUCGUGAUAGUUGGUCAUCAUGAUAAUCCCGUAUUUGAAAUGGAAUUUCUGCCUCCUGGAAAAGUAGAGUCGAAGGAUGAUCAUCGCCAUCUCAACCAGUUCAUUGCCCAUGCUGCUCUUGACCUCGUAGAUGAGAACAUGUGGCUUUCUAACAACAUGUAUUUGAAGACUGUGGACAAGUUUAAUGAAUGGUUUGUUUCUGCUUUUGUCACAGCUGGACAUAUGAGAUUUAUAAUGCUUCAUGAUGUAAGGCAAGAAGAUGGCAUAAAGAACUUCUUUACUGAUGUAUAUGAGUUGUAUAUAAAGUUUGCAAUGAAUCCAUUUUAUGAACUCAAUACUCCUAUUCGAUCCACUGCCUUUGAAAGGAAAGUCCAGUUCCUUGGGAAGAAACACCUUUUAAGCUGAAUAAAUAAAUUUUCUGAGAAUUGUAGAUGAGAAAUGUCCUCAGGUCCACCUAGGCUUCAUGAAAACAACUGUUACUGGCCACAGGAAUGGAAGAAUUACAUCCUAACUCAUCACCUUUGUGACUGAGUUCAUGGUUCAGGAGCAUUGUCUUGUGACAGAAGUCUGAAGGCCUUGGUGAGGUAGCUCCAAGUUCUCUGUACAUGGACAAACACUUGUUUAUGCUUUAGUUUGUGACUCUUCAGUCAGCUGAAAGACCACUAGCUGAAGUGAUGGAUGGAAAUUGUCUUGUGGUCAACUGAAGUAACAAAUCUGCUCUAGCUGGGAAGGCUGCAGUUCUGGCAUGCUUCAGUGAACAGUUUCUCAGUGAAGAGACACCUCCUUUGCAAGGAUUAUCUUCUACCCUCUCAGGGACUUAAGAGUAAGAAUUCAAAACAAAGUCUGUUGCAGUACAAGAAAACAGAUAAUCUGCAUUAUGCAAUAAAGGCAAUAAAAAGUUUAUGAGUUAAAGGGACUAGAAUUACCCUAAGUCAUCAAAAAUCAAGCAUAAGGAGAUGAGAACAUUAUCACAAGCUAACAUGAAUCAGCCUUAGUAAGUAUGGGCCGGAAAUGCAAUUCAAACUCCACUUUCUACAAGGUUCUAUUACUGUUUAGGUAACCUGUCAGGUUACCUGUACAGUAAGAUCCAGGUGAGGUGUGGAGCAGCUGUUAAAGCAGUGUUUGUAAGCAUUGAUACAGUUUGCUGUGACAUGAGCUCAGCUGUCCUAGGUAGCUUCUUCUGCCCCUUUCUAUUCUGCUCUCUAACAAGUACAGCUUUCAGCAGUCCCAGCAACCUGCCACAACUGUAGUUUUUCCUCUUUAUUUUAAAGGACACCUGGAACCUUGUGUACAUGUUACACAGUAUGCUGUCAAUCCACAGAACUCCAAAUACUGCUAACAGGACCCUGUAAUACUGGAGGUGUGCUAGCUCUUGAAAUAAGUCAGUGAAUUUAAACAUAAGCCACAAAUGCCUACCUUACAUCCAUAUGGAAUGAUACCUAGCUUUUACAAAGUACAGAAAUCAAUGUUUGCUAUUAAGCAUUAUGAUUUUAUACCUGUCACUUACAACUGCUUGUCAGAUUUUUGAUUCUGUAGGCACUCGGUAGUUUCUCUCUGAGAUCAAUUCCUGACCUAAACUUAAUUUCUAUACUGUGUUGUUUUCUACAGCAUGUACAUGCCUGUUAAGUGUACAGUUGUGGUACAGCAGCACCCAGGGCACAAGUAAAACACUUCUAUGGGAUAAUGUUUUAACUUUAUUAAACCUACUACUCAGAUGGAGGCUUGGUAACCAUGUUAAAUGGAAAGGGGAAAGAUGAGAAAACACAGAUGCCUAGGCACAAGAAAGACCACAGUGGUUCUUAACCUCCAUUUUUUCUUUUUAGUAAUCUUAUCUGAAUGGUAUCUAUAGUAUUCUAGUCACAGUAUCUUCAGCUCCUAUUUUGUUUCAGCCUUAAUCUCUGCUAAAAUGAAUGUUAAAGGAAGCUUUCAGUUGUAAGGUAGAAGUUUUACAACAAUUUCAUGUCACUAGCUUAGUAGCCCCUAACACAAGCAAUCUUAAUUUCUAAAGCUUUUUGCUCGCUCAUCCUAAGAUUAAGAGGGAUUUAGCUAAGAUUUUCUUCACAGAUCUUUUCAUUCAUUGACUAGAAAUUAAAUGUAAGUAGCAGUUCAACCUGUAUUUAACUGCUCAGUGACUGAAGUUUAAAACACAGUUGUGCUGGCAUAGAUGCAGGACUGCAAGACUGAAUCAGACUUAGGAAUGCACAAAAGACAAAAAAAUGGCACUUCUAAGCAGAGUAGCAGAUAUGCAAAGUAAAGUUGUCCUGGACACGUUCAAGCAAGCAUAAAAUGCAUACAGCAAAGUGUAUUAAGAGCAACAAGAAGGGUUUGUUUUUGCAAGCUUUACUUCCAAAUAAUUAUACCUGGUACAGAUUGAUCAGAUACGUUUAAGAUAAAAUGCUUGCUGGUAAUGUUCUCUCAAAAAAGGCUUUUCCAUUGAAACAAAAAAGUUGUACAGAAAUCAGUUGUUUAAUUAAUAACAUGGCCUGUCCUACAGCCUCAGACUUCCUUUCUCAGACCACAUGUGUGCCUGUUAGCCCUCAGAUUACAGAUGGAAGCAAUAGUGCAGUAGUAAUUUUGCUAUUGCAAGGACAGUGGUUACUCCUGAGAACCAAUAUUGAACAAUUUCUCAUACAAGUAUUCUACCACUUAAACUGCACAUGAAAGUCUAAAAAACACCUCUAGUUUUGUCUGCCUGACUGCAAAAGACUGUCCAAUAAAUACAGAAUUUGCUUCUGUUCAUCAUUAUGAAAUGAAUUCAGUAAUAUAAAAGACAUUCUUAAACGUAGAAGUCCAUAUCCUAAAAUAGCAAUUUUAAUAAGGAUCAAAUUCAGCUCAAAUACAAUGUAUAGUUAUAUAUCUGUAUUAGGGCUAAAAGCUGUCAAAAUCUACUGUAAGUCAAGAGCUUCCUGAGUUCUCUACAUAUUGCUAAUCCUUACUAUCACAGUGCAGGUAUUACUGGUAAACACAUUCAUAGCUCAGGUUAACAGGAACAAGAAGUUUUGAGUUUGUAAGGCUGUACACAAGGAGUUUUCCUAAAAAACUGUCACAAUGUGGAUCCUUUCAAGGGCUAUUAAAGCUGAUUGAAUAAAGCAUUUCUUUUUGCUUUAUGGUUAUACUUCAGUUACUCAGAUUUUUCACCUAAUUGAUCAGAAACAUGCUAGAAUGGACUUAAGGCAAAGACACAUACUAAUUUUAAAAAUUAUCAGUAUUCUGGAUUAAACCACUGAAAAAGUAGUGCAGCAUUAGAAUAGUAGAUGGGAAAAAAUGAACAUUACAUACAUAGGAAAUUUAUUUCCUACUUAUAAACCUUCACAGCUUACAGCAACAUCAGGCAAUUAGAAUACCUGGAUGUAAUUUAUAUUAAUUUAUAAUAACCAUGUUAGAGAUGAAGUACCACUCACAGCAAAAGGAAUGUAGUGAGAUUGAAGUUUAAUAUCUAGCAUUGUUAAGAAACUGACAUCUAACAAAACAAAAGUGGAAUGCCGAUUUCAUAAAAAUAUACACAUAUAAAAGUAUCUUUGUGCCUGAAUUCCAGAACAGCUUCUCCAAAGUAGUGCUUCUAGAACUUUCAAGUUUUAAUUAUAUUCAAAGUAUUUAUCAUUUGAAUAAAGUUGGCAAAUUACAA